Molecule: messenger RNA, 2640 nt
Organism: Sorex fumeus (smoky shrew)
Lineage: Eukaryota; Metazoa; Chordata; Mammalia; Eulipotyphla; Soricidae
Gene: SPARCL1
Product: SPARC like 1
Exons: 11
Coding region: 234-2237 (667 amino acids)
Biological process (GO): anatomical structure development
Molecular function (GO): protein binding; calcium ion binding; collagen binding
Source: RefSeq, a predicted model, not a curated record
ACAGUGUGAAAAGAUCUGCAGCAUCAGCCUCCAGAUUUGCCUGUCACUUCAGACCCCAGGAGUUGACAGAGCCGCAGACUUUCCGAUCUGCAGAUUUGAAAGAAAGCAAAGCUAACAAGGGAAGAAAUUUCAAUUAUUUCUUCUCAUUUCCUGGCUGGGCGUGAAAAGGGAAUUCAACUUCAGUUUCCAGCUGAAGUUCUGGGUUCAGCCACCUACCCGUAAGGCUGAACAGCAUGAAGACGCUGUGGCUUUUCCUCUCCGUCUUGGGAGCUGCGGCCGCAGUCCCGACAAGGAUCCUACCUGAUGAUUUCAAGCCAACUGCUGAUUCCUCGAGUUCGGCCCCACAGGCUGAAAUCUUGGUAACCCCUUCCAGCACUGACAUUCCCAUUUUAAACAGUGAAGAUGAAGAAAAUGAAAAGGAAACUUCAGUGUCCUUAGAAGACCAUCUUAAGCAUAAGUCAAAGGAGGAAAGUGACAACCCAGAAGACCAGGACCCUAGCCACAGCCCGGAGCUGGAAUCAAAGGUUCUGCAGGAAAACGACGGUGACUUUGGUGAGAAUUUGGAGGAUGCACCAACUGAAGGUACCCUGGAGCUCAAAGAAGAUGCGAGUGAGCUUCAGAAGAAGGAACUCCCAGAGAGCACUGAUUUCCUGGCUCCUGAUGUUACUUCUGUGGUAGAUUCUGACCAACACGAAAGCACGACAAAUGCAGAGAAAGACCAAGAACAGUCUGUAAGUGACCUAGACCCUCACUUGAACGGGAGCAGCAAACAGAGCCAAGACCUAAGUGAGCCAGAAAAUCAAGCUCAGGGUCCGAAGAGUUCCAGUGAAGAAAAGGAGGAAGAAAAAGAGCCAAGUGAGGUUGGUGUGAAUCAGGAGGACCAAGAAAAGGAAAGCGAGUCUCCCAAGAAGCAUUCUAGAACCCACCAGGAGGAGAGCACCAAAUCUGACGUUGUGGGAGAGUCUGAGCAACCAACUCAAGUGAACAAGAUGCAAAAGGAUGAAGUUGAGCAAGAUAACGAAGAACAAGAAGACGAUCAGUCUGACACAGGAGCGGAAGACGAAACUUCAUCAAAAACCAAAAAGCACCAGCAAGAUUCAGAAGGGCUGAACCUCGAGGAAAAGUCUGGCCUUGAGGGUCUGAGCAACGAAGAGGAGGUGGAGAAAAAGUCUGUUUCUGAAUCUUUGCCCAUCGAGUCUACGGAUGAUGAGGGUGACAUCAUGCCUGGAAAUCAUGAGGCUGAUGAUGAUGAAAAUGACGAUGAUGAUGAUGAAGAAGAAGAUGAUGAAGAUGAUGGCCACAGGAACCGUGCAAAUCAUGACGACGCCACUCCAAGCCAGGCCUCCCUGCAGAGUGAAGGAUCUCGGUCCAACUACCACCAUCUCAAAAACGAAGAGCAAAGAGAGCGAGCGCAUGAGAAGGAGAAUGUAGACACUAGUGAGGCUGGAGAACACCAGGGGGCCAAGAAAGCAGAGAGCUCACCCGCUGAGGAUGGAGGCUCAACUGAAGGUGACUCGAAGCUGCCCAGUGCUGAUGUGUGCAUGAACUUCCAGUGUAAGAGAGGGCACAUGUGCAAGGCUAACCAGCAGGGGAAACCACACUGUGUUUGCCAAGAUCCUGCGACUUGCCCUCCUGCAAAACUUCUCGACCAAGUCUGUGGCACAGACAAUCAGACCUAUCCCAGCUCCUGUCAUCUGUUUGCUACCAAAUGCAGAAUGGAGGGGACCAAACGGGGGCACCAGCUGCAACUGGAUUAUUUUGGAGCCUGCAAAUCUAUUCCUGUCUGCACGGACUUUGAAGUGGCUCAGUUUCCUCUAAGGAUGCGGGACUGGCUUAAGAACAUCCUCAUGCAGCUGUAUGAGCCCAACCCUGAGCACAACGGCUACCUGAAUGAGAAGCAGAGAAACAAAGUCAAGAAAAUUUACUUGGAUGAGAAAAGACUCUUGGCCGGGGACCAUUCCAUUGACCUUCUCUUACGGGACUUCAAGAAAAAUUACCACAUGUAUGUGUAUCCUGUGCACUGGCAAUUCAGUGAACUUGACCAACAUCCCACAGACAGAGUCCUGACACAUUCUGAGCUGGCUCCUCUGCGUGCGUCUCUGGUGCCCAUGGAGCACUGCAUCACCCGCUUUUUCGAGGAGUGUGACCCCAACAAGGAUAAACACAUCACCCUGAAGGAGUGGGGCCACUGCUUCGGGAUCAAAGAAGAAGACAUAGAUGAAAAUCUUCUGUUUUGAAGAGGGAAUUGAAUGCGCUCAAAGUUUCCAGCAUCUUCAUCUGUUUCACCACAUCUGAAAUCUCUGCAGCUGUGGAACUCCCAGAGACUUACUAGCGAAUGUUUGCUUUUCUCAGAAGACAUGAGAGCAACUACUUAACCAUACUGUAUGCGCCCGACAUUUAGUAGUAACUGAAAAUAAAAGCCAAUAGACGCAAAAUACAGCCUAACGGUUUGUGAACAAUCUAACUUAUUACACUCUGCAUCCAUUUAUGAGACAUGUACUAGUCAUAAAACUUGAAGAACUGUGUUCAUUUUGUCUAUCAUAUCUGCACACCAAGAAAACGCAAUGAGGCUCUUUACUUGUUAAUGUGUCUUGUUUCCAAUAUCUUAAUAUCCUAAUAAAAACCCAAAUACAUAUGCAA